UUCUCUCGCCAGCAUUUUUCUGGCGACUAUAACGUUUAAAAUUUUUUUUAAAAAAAAUAAAAUUUACUUCAUUUGAUUAAUAAUCUGAAUUAUAUUUAAAGUUUGUCCAACUAAAAAAGACUAAACUCAUAGAAUCUGAAUUAUAAUCUGAAUUAUAUUUAAAAUUUGGCCAACAGACCAAAUCACGACUUUGUGGCUGUCCAAUAAUAAAAUGAAAAACACCAACCGACCAAAUGACCAAAGUCAGGACUUUGUGGAGUCCUCCACUAAUAAAAAAAGCUGAUUUCAAUUAACCAUCGCCAAUUGAAAUUAGAGUCGUCCUCCACUAUUAAGUCCUCCUAAUGAGUUGCCGAUCAGCCCUCAAGACUUCUGUUUUCUCCAUUUAAAGUUUCGUUUUUUGAGAGCUCUGAGCUUCUUCAUGGAGUUGUUCCAUUUCAAGUUCGUUGUCUCCCUCCUCAUUCUUCUCUUUUUGGAGAUUUUCCUGAUCAACUGCAAUGCUGCCAGCCAAUGCCUUGAAGCGGAGAACUCAGCACUUCUCCAGCUAAAGAAAGGUUUUACCACUGCACUGUUAGAGUCAUGGCAGCCAGGAACGAACUGCUGCAUCUGGGAGGGUGUGGCAUGUGAUGAAUAUGGAAGGAUCAUUGGGCUCAAACUAAGUGUUGUACUCAUUAGCGGUGGUACAAUUGAUUCAAGUCUCUUCAAUCUCACAUCUUUAGAAUCUCUCAGUUUGGCCCAAAGUAACUUCCAUGGAAUUCCCAUUCCGGACUCUGGGUGGGAUAGGCUUGUAAAUCUUUCAAGCCUUGAUCUUUCUAAUGCUGAAUUUGCUGGGAGUGUUCCUGCUAGUAUCUCUCGCUUAAAAAAAUUGACUUUCCUCGACCUCUCCAGCAAUUCUCUAGCUAUUAAUCCGAUGAUUUUGCAAAACAUGACCAGUCUAAAGGAGCUUAUUCUUGACUAUGUAAAUGUUUUAUCAUAUCGGGAUGAAUGGUGUGGUGUUCUGGUCAAUUCCACUCCUAUACUUGAGCUGUUGAGCAUGCGUAGUUGCUCCCUCUUCGGUGCCAUUUGUUCCUCUCUACACAUGCUCCCUUUUUUAUCCAUUAUCAGAUUUAAUAAUAAUAAUUUGGACUCUAACAUCCCUGUUUCAUUUGGCAAUUUUUCUUCUUUAUCUGAGCUUUGCCUUGUAGGAAAUAAUUUCAAAGGGUUUUUUCCCUAUCAAAUCUUUGAACUGAGAAAUUUGAAAUAUCUUGACAUCUCACAUAAUCCGACGCUUUCCGGUUAUAUUCCUGAAUUUUCAAAGUACAAUAAUUUAAAAACUUUGUGGGUUUUUAAUACCAAUUUCUCAGGGAAUUUACCUAAUUCGAUAGGCAACCUCAAGUUUUUAACAAAUUUAGAUCUCUCAAGUUGUAAAUUCAAUGGUACAAUCCCAUCUUCCUUUAGAAAUCUAUCAGAGCUCGUGUACUUGGAUCUAUCAUAUAACAAUUUCAAUGGAGUUGUGGGGUUGGAGUUCAUUGAUGGUCUCAAGAAUCUCUCGACAUUGGACAUUUCAAAUAGUGGAUUUUCUUUAACUCAGCUUGAUGCAAAUAUUGGAUCUUCCUCAUCUUCAUUUCCUAAGAUGUCAAUUUUGAAACUAGUUGGUUGCAAUCUAACUAAGAUCCCUACAUUCAUAAAAUAUCAAGAUCAGAUGACCAACCUGGACCUCUCAAAUAAUAUAAUUUGUGGUAAAAUACCGAGUUGGCUAGGUAGAAUAGUUGAUUUUAAACAAUUCACAUCUUUAAUCCCCUCCAACACCACUUCACAAUCUCGUUUAUCUUUCCUUUCUCUUGCAAAUAAUAACUUGACUGGAGAAAUCCCACCAUUCAUAUGCAACUUAACUAAACUCACGAUUCUUAUUUUAUCUAAUAACAAGCUAACAGGUACUAUUCCACCAUGUUUGCUAGAAGAUGGAAUCAAUCUCCUUGUGUUAAAUCUAAGAGGAAAUCAACUUCAUGGAGCCAUACCUCAUAGAAUUAGUCCAAAAUGUGUGUUGCGAAUCAUAAUUCUCAGAGACAACAAAUUAGAGGGAUAUCUUCCUAAGUCUCUAUCUAAUUGCCGAUCACUUGAAAUCUUGGACUUGGGGAACAAUAACUUGAAGGACAAAUUUCCUUAUUGGUUAGGAAAUUUAUCUCUUCUAAGAAUCCUUAAUCUAAGAUCUAAUAAGUUCUAUGGGUUAAUUGGGCCUCCUGAUGGAAGCCAUGAAACAAAUUAUGAUUUUCCUAUGAUGCAUGUAUUUGACAUCUCAGCUAACAACUUUAGUGGAAAUUUAUCUGCAAAGUGCUUCAGCAGUUUUAAGUCAAUGAUCACAAAUGAAUUAGGGGGAGAUGUCUAUAAAUUCAUUACUUUAAACAACGGGAUGUUUGUAUAUGUGAUCACCAAGAAGAACAAGGGGCAACUAAAGAUUCUUCAAAAUUAUCAUGAUACAUUUAUUAUGUCCAUAGAUUUUUCCAACAACCACUUUGAAGGAGAGAUCCCUUCAAUUAUUGGGCAAUAUGUUUAUCUCCAACUACUAAACAUGUCACAAAAUUAUUUGACUGGUGAAAUUCCUCCAAAAUUAGGAAAUUUGGUACAACUCGAGUCAUUAGAUCUUUCAAGGAAUAAACUUUAUGGUAAAAUUCCACAAGAAUUUGUUUCAUUACAUUUCUUGUCAUAUUUAAACCUCUCCUACAACAAGUUGGUUGGAACAAUUCCUCAAGGAGGUCAAUUAUGUACUUUCACAAACACUUCAUUUGAAGGAAAUGAUGGACUACAUUGGUUUUCUUGUUUCAACAAUUUAGUUCUAGCAGUAAACAAUACAACCACAUCACCUCCAAGUUUGUGUGGCACAUCUCCAAAUAAUAGAAGUUACAUGAUUGUAUUAGGAACAUUAUUUGGUGUGGGAUUUGGGGGGUCAAUGGCAACUGUUCUGGUGCUCGAUGUCAUGUUCUAUAACAAAGCAAAGAGGAGAAGCAGGAGAACUAGCCAUGGAUAACAUGAAACACUAGGGUUCUUUAAGUUCUCCCCAUUUCUGAACGAUCAACCAAAAGCUGACUAAUUGUAUAUUGCUAAAAGAGAAGAUUGUUAAAAUGGUUUUAAAGAUACAGAAGGCCAAGGGAAAGCAAGCUACGAAGAGCUUGGUUGGAGAAGUAAAAUGGGGAGU
This is a messenger RNA of Dendrobium catenatum, 3169 nucleotides long. RefSeq names its product receptor-like protein 7. The record is from RefSeq and is a predicted model, not a curated record. Gene Ontology annotation, molecular function: protein binding. The transcript has 3 exons. The coding region runs from base 419 to 3001 and encodes 860 amino acids. NCBI's taxonomy places the organism in Eukaryota, Viridiplantae, Streptophyta, Magnoliopsida, Asparagales, Orchidaceae.